Molecule: messenger RNA, 3171 nt
Organism: Eubalaena glacialis (North Atlantic right whale)
Lineage: Eukaryota; Metazoa; Chordata; Mammalia; Artiodactyla; Balaenidae
Gene: CCDC66
Product: coiled-coil domain containing 66
Exons: 19
Coding region: 77-3022 (981 amino acids)
Biological process (GO): cilium assembly
Cellular component (GO): photoreceptor inner segment; cilium; microtubule
Molecular function (GO): microtubule binding
Source: RefSeq, a predicted model, not a curated record
CGCUUGUUGAGCGGCGGCGACAACCGACGUAUACACGGGGCUUGAGCGGCCUGUGGAGAGGGUGGCUGGUCGCGCCAUGAACUUGGGAGAUGGUUUAAAGCUUGAAACUGAAUUAUUGGAUGGAAAAACCAAGCUAAUACUGUCUCCAUAUGAACAUAAAUCAAAAAUUUCUGUAAAGCAGAUGGGAAAUAAGACCAAGAUUGCAAAAUGUCCUUUAAGAAAUAAACAAGCUGGAUACAUUCUGAAAUCACAAAAUACUUGUGUCAGGAGUGAAAAACUUUUGCAAAAGAAGAGAAUUUGUUCAGAAACUUCAUUGGCAAAAAGUGAAAAAAAUAGUAUGACUUUUUCACCCACUAAGGAUUUAUGCAAGCAGUAUGCAGAUAAAGACCAUCUUCAUAUCCAGAAAGAAAUUUCACCUGCAACCCCUAAUAUACAGAAGACUAGAAACAGCAUAAAUGCAUUUGUAGUAGCUAAACAGAAGCCUUGCAAAAAGCACAUCACAGCUGAAAAUGUGAAGAGCAGUUUGGUGUGUCUAACACAAGACCAACUACAACAGAUUUUGAUGACUGUAAACCAAGGAAAUAAAUCAGUUUCCCUGACUGAGAAUGGAAAGAGGGAGGAAACAAGUCAGUAUAGUCUAAAUUUAAACAAUAUUCCUGAUCAGCCAAAGGAUGAGAACAUCAUGGGACUUACGCAAAAAACUGAGGCCAUUUCAUCUGUUCAGGAUGAAAAAAAGUCUGUUUUAAAUGAAAAUCAGGUGACAUCUAAUCAGUAUGAGCAGAAAAUUGCCACAGAGAAUAUAUGGAAACCAGCUGACAUAUUCAGUACUCUGGGAGAAAGAGAACGUGAUAGAGGUUUGUUGGAAGCAAAAAAAGCCCAGUGGAGGAAAGAGCUUGAUGAACAGGUUGCUUUAAAGAAGAAAGAAAAAGAAGCUUCUGAAAAAUGGAAUAAUCCAUGGAAAAAAUCUGAAAGUGAUAAAAUAGUAUGGGAAAAACUUCAAAUUCUUGAUCAGGCUAAGACUUCUGCUAGCUAUUCUAGCAUUCUGUCACAGUCUCCCAGUCAGGUAAUGGUGAUCCAGGCUGACGGGCACUCACCACCUAGAGCUAGUCAGAUUUUAGAGGAAGCAGUACUGAUGGAGUGCCCUUUCAGUGCUGUGAAACAAGAACAGCAGAGAAAAUGGAUUGAAGAGUUGAACAAGCAAAUAGAGGAUGACCGGCAAAAAAAAGUAGAGGAAAAAAUUAUAUCUUCAAAGGGUGAGGAACAUGACAGAUGGGCAAUACAUUUUGAUUCAUUCAAGAGCUGUCCUGGUUCUCAGUCUCAGCUGUCCUCUCGGUCAACGCAAACACAACCAGAGUACUUCUGUGUCUCUCCGGACGCUCAGGACCUGGCUGAUAUCAGCAGUCUCUAUACACCUGCAGCGGGAAGCCAGGUUGAACCUUCAGAGGAGGAGCGUGUAGCAAGACCUGUUAGAGACGUGGCUGUGGAAAGCAGUAAGAAAAGGAACUUUCUCCGUUCUAUGACUGCUCUUUUGGACCCAGCUCAAAUUGAGGAACGAGACAGGAGACGACAAAAACAGUUAGAACAUCAGAAAGCCAUCACUGCUCAGGUAGAAGAGAAGCGGAAGAAGAAGCAGCUCGAGGAAGAGCAAAGAAAGAAGGAGGAACAAGAGGAGGAGCGUCGCUUAGCACGGGAACAAGAAGAGAUGCAGAAACAGUAUGAAGAAGAUAUACUUAAGCAAAAACAAAAGGAAGAAAUCAUGACUCUUAAGACAAUUGAGCUGUUCCAGACGAUGCAGAGAGCGCAGGAGCUGGCACAGAGACUGAAACAAGAACAGAGAAUCCGAGAAUUGGCUCAAAAGGGACAUGACACUUCUAGAUUGAUUAAAAAUCUUGGCAUUGAUACAAUACAAGUGGAAUAUAAUGCAUCUACUGACAACAUUGCAAAUUCAAGACAUGGCUUGGAUAAAAUCAGUGGUAAAAUGAAUACAUAUAUCAGCUCUACAGCCUCUCCCAGGAAGGACACUGGUGUGCAAACGGAUGACUUAAAUGCAGGAAUAUUUACCAAUAUAGAAUCACGCUGUGGAUCGGUAAUAGAGAGGGAAAUUAUAAACUGUUCAUCUCCUGAGAUUCCUGCAGAAUUUAAUGAACAGUUUAACACUAAGAAGAACAAGAAGCAAGAACUAGUAAAUCAUGAUAAUGAAGCCAACUUAGAAAAAGAAAACAGUUGGUAUAAUGACCAGUGUAAUCAGUUCACAAGAACAGAGAAACAAACAAAACAUAUGAAGAAGUGUCCUAAAAGGCCUGAUUGGAAUAUAAAUAAACCACUGAGACGGUAUAUUCCAGCAUCAGAAAAGUACCCUAAACAGCUUCAAAAGCUGAGAGAAGAAAAAAGAGUAAGAAGGCAGAUGGAACUGCUUCAUUUGGUAGAAAGAAAUAAUCCUGGACACCUUUCUCAAAAUAGAGUCACUUCACCAGAUGUUCUUCAUUCAUCUCAUCAAGAAACUGAACCAGGUUUCAGGUGGCAGCUAGUCAAAAAGGAAGAAGAACCUCGGAGAAUUAAUUCUUUCAGCAAGGAAAGGUCUCAAUCACCACCAGUUCCGGCAGUGAAGAACAGAACGCAGCAAACUCAGACACUAAAAAACAGUACUUAUGAAAGAGAGAAUCUGAUCUCAGGAGAUAGUCAAACAGAAUUAUCACCUGGGUUUUCUGAACCAUUUCAUUUUAUUCCCUAUGUCCGAACCAAUGAGAUCUAUUACCUUGAUCCAGAUGCACCAUUGUCUAGGCCUUUAACCCAGGAUCCUCAGUACCAAAAUCCACAUGACUGUGACCAAGAACAGCUUUUUGACCAUCUCAGGGACCCACUUCUUAAUCCUAACUUGGUGAAAAACAGGGAUCGACAGCAAGCAAUCCUUAAGGGACUGUCAGAACUGAGACAGGGCCUUCUCCAGAAGCAAAGAGAGUUGGAAACUAAUCUCAUGCCUUUAGCUGCAAAUCAAGAAGAGAAUUUUAGUUCUUCAUUUUAAAUGUAGGAAAUCAAAUCCUUUACAUUUGAUUUGUCUUCCAAAUUAUAAAAUGUGGUUGGUUGUUGCUUAACUGUUUUUAUCAAAUAGCCUAGGCUUCUUUUUAAAAUGCUUAUUUAAAACUUGUACAUUAUGUAGUAAAAUGCUGUGUG